Monosiga brevicollis MX1 is the source of this 1560-nucleotide messenger RNA. RefSeq lists its product as uncharacterized. The transcript has 5 exons. The coding region runs from base 1 to 1560 and encodes 519 amino acids. The record is from RefSeq and is a predicted model, not a curated record. Lineage: Eukaryota; Choanoflagellata; Craspedida; Salpingoecidae.
AUGCGGCGCGGGGUGUGGGCGUUGAGCUUGGCCCUGGUGGGGCUCGUGCUGGUGUCCCUGGUGGUGCAGCAGCAGCGGCAGCAAGCCAAUUGGUCGGUGGCCACUGAUCCGUGGUACAGGCGUGCCUUUGCUUGGUCGUCUUCCCUGGUCCAGCAAGCCGAGCAGACUCAGCAAGCCCAGCAGGCAGUACAGGUGGAGCUGGCUCAACCGGCCCACAGCAGCGCCCAACGAAAGAAUGUGGCCACGCCAAUAACCAGCGCGGCUGCAACCACGCAUACCACGACGGCCAAGCCUGCACCAACAACAACAGCAUCUGCGGCAGCAACCGUGGUCCCGCCAACUACCGUGCGGACACAACGCCAUACACCGCCGUCAGCCCGGCCCCAGGCGCGAUUGCCCGAGCCCACAAAACACAUGGCACCGCCCACUGCAUCCGCGCCGCUGCCGCUGCCGCGCCGCCGCACACUGCCAGGCAUGUCCAGGGGUGAUCCCAUGGUACCCUCUACGUGGCGGCACCAGGUUGAGCUGCAGAGCAGCUACCGAAAGUUUGCGCUCGAGGACGUCGACCUACCCAUGACCAUCAAUUUUGCAGCCACCCAUCGGCUCUUCAACCCCACCUUUGUGGUCACGCCCUCGGCCCCAGACGGCAUGCUCGAGCUUCGCCUCUUUGCUCGCUUUCUGGGCAACAAUGGCAGCAACACCUUUCAACGCUGUCCGCUCUACGAUCUUCAUUCCUCCACCCCAUGCCCACGCCAGGAUUUAAACGGCAUGUCCUUCAUCACCACCUGUCGCCUCGAUGCCGAGCUCCGCUGCAUUGAAUCACUCUCCGUUCUUCCCUAUAAUCUCUCCUGGAGCUUUGCCCACUACCCAAAAUGGAAAAUCUACGGACCCGAAGAUCAGCGCAGCUUUGUCGUCGGAGACCGCGCUUUUCUCACUUACAAUGCCCCGCCCCGGAAUCCCAAACCACCGCCCUUGGAUGUCCGACGGAUCAUGAAGGUCCAGCAGGUGUACCCAAGAUUACUCGAGCCGGUAGACCUUGUGUACAGCGGAACCACCAAAACGGAGAAGAACUGGUCGCCCCUGCGCUUCGACACCAAGGCCAAUGAAAUGCUCUUCAGCCGCUUCAUCGAGCCGCACCAGGUCAUGGGCUGCCAGCUUCAAACUGGAGUAUGCCACGAGGUGGCUACCUUCGAGAGUCAGCACAUCCUUGCAGACGUCAAGCGUGCUGUCAAAAUUGAGAGCUUUCACCUGGCCACCAACACGGUGCCUCUCUCGCCUACUGAACACGUUGGCAUCUUGCACGGCCGCACUUCUUCCUUUGGCUACUAUGUCCCCCUCCCCUAUAUUGUGGAAGUCGUGCCGCCGUUUCGUGUCUUGGGGAUGGCCCGGCAAAAACUUCGGCUACCCCAGGAGAGCGACUCAUCCCGUGUUUACAUGCACUCUCUGUUCCAACUCAACGCCACACACUUGAUUUUGGGCUACAAUGUGGGUGAUCAAGAGGUCAUCAUGACCGUUCUUCCCACCUCGACUCUAACAAAGCACAUCACUCGAUUUGCGUAA